This is a messenger RNA of Trichomycterus rosablanca, 1047 nucleotides long. RefSeq names its product prostate stem cell antigen-like. The record is from RefSeq and is a predicted model, not a curated record. The coding region runs from base 1 to 507 and encodes 168 amino acids. Gene Ontology annotation, molecular function: transmembrane receptor protein serine/threonine kinase activity. Lineage: Eukaryota; Metazoa; Chordata; Actinopteri; Siluriformes; Trichomycteridae. Gene Ontology annotation, cellular component: membrane. The transcript has 3 exons. Gene Ontology annotation, biological process: sperm-egg recognition.
AUGGCGUGUUCCCGACGGGCAGAGGUGAGUGGAACCUUGUUCAUAUUCUCUCUGUGUGUCUCAGGCCACGCCCUGCAGUGCUACAAAUGUGAUCUGGGUCUGGGGUCUUUUUGCACCGCCAACAAAACCACAUGCCAGGCUGGAGAGUCGUGCUUCAAUGGAAAUGGAACUGCAGCUGGUGUGAUUAAGUUUACUCAGAAGGGCUGCCUGGCCGUGGCCGACUGCAACAAGACCUCCAACUUUACCCUGCCGGGGAGCAGCGACACCACCAUCUACCAAAUGUAUAAGACCUGCUGCUCCACUGAUCUGUGCAACGGCGACACACUCACACCCCUCAACAACACACUCAAACCCCUCAACAACACACUCACACCCCUCAACAACACACUCACACCCCUCAACAACACACUCACACCCCUCAACAACACACACACACCCCUCACCAACACACUCACACUCACCAUCGGCUCACUGGUCUCACUCCUGCUCGCCAAGAUGCUGAUGUAAAGAACUCACACACUCACCUCACCAACACACACACCCCUCACUAACACACUCACACACUCGUAUCAAUAUCCUCGUAUUUUCUUUCAUUAUUUGAUCCUGUUUAGACAUAUGUGAAUAGUUGGAGUUUUUCUUCCUUUCUGCCUUUUUUGUGCUACAAAUGUAAAAUUAAGAGGUUUUUAUUUUUUAUUUAUUAAUUUUCUGUAUUGCGUAAAGACGAAUCACACACACACACACACACACACACACACACACACACAGUUUUUGGUUUUGUAUUCGCCUCGACUUUUACUUUUUGUAAAAAGAAAUGCACCAAGUCGUGACAGGUCUCAGAUUCUUCUGUAUCUUUAUUCGUCAUGUGAAAUGUCAGUAAUGAACGAAUCCUCUCCACCCUGCUGUUGUGUUACGUUUUUAUCAAUAACUGUACACACACACACACACACACACACACACACACACGUGUUUAUCACUGUAUAGUGUUCUAAUUAAACUGGGAUUCUGAACUGGAAACUGGAAAUGUGUGUGAUUAUAAAAUAAAAUAAA